CUGAAUCACAGUGAUCAGUGGAGCCCUGCCCACUUCCGUCUGUCUCUCUGCUGAGUCAGGCCAUGAACGGGAGACGGGCCAGAGAGACAGACAGUACACGUGAUUCACACACACACACACACACACACACAGGGACGGGAGGUGGUGAGGCUGCUCUGGCAGACCGAGCGAGUGUGUGAUGAAGUGAGCAUGGCUUUAGCACUAGCAGCAGUGUGUGAGAUUUGAGCAGGCCGGUCACAUGUUUAACAGGUCAGUGAUGAACACACAGCAGUAUGAUGAACUACACUGGACCCACGGCAGAUGGUUCGGGCACUGCCUGCUCUCCGCUGGUUAGCAGCAUGCUGUUGGCUCCAGAGCAGCAGGAUCCUCUGGCUGCCGUGCCCAGUGUUGAUGAGCUCAGUCUGGGCCUGCUGUCUCUGAGCUUCCCCUACUGGAAGCAGCAGCCCUGGAGCCGCCCCGAGUCCCAGCGGCCGACCCAACCCUGCUCCCAAACGCCCGCGUUGGAUCUCCUGGGUGCUUCAGAAGGCGCUGAUUCGGGUCAGCAGCACUCUUUCCGGGCCCACGAGUCUGCGUCUGGAGAUCCACUGGAGCGCUUCUCCAGCCUGAUGGCGGCGCUGGAGCCUCACUCUCUGCUGCACUCAGGAUCCAGCAGUCCCGUCAACUCAGAGAACAGUGUGAUCUCGUCAGGAUCUGACCACCUGGUCUCUCUCAGAGUCUCUCCUCCGUUGCCCCUGUUGCUGCCCAGACUGCAGGCGGAGGGUGUCAACCUAGACACAGAUGCUCGUGUAGAGCAGAAUCGCCUCAACACCUUUACAAGCGCACCCAGUGCUCGGGCCGAGGGGUCAGAGGUCGGGUGCUGGUCCACAGGUCCCGUCUGGCCCGGCUGGGACGCUUUGGGCUUGAACAAACCCACGUUCUGCAUCGAGAGAGAGGCAAAACUACAUAAACAAGCUGCAGCCGUAAAUGAAGCCACUUACACCUGGGAGGGACUUCUUCCUCCACGUCACUACAAAAACCCUGUUUACUCCUGUAAAGUGUUUCUGGGAGGAGUGCCAUGGGACAUCACAGAGGCGAGUCUUUUGAACACAUUCAGUGUUUUUGGUCCAUUGAAAGUCGAGUGGCCUGGGAAAGAUGGUAAACAUCCACGCUGUCCUCCGCAAGGUUAUGUGUAUCUGCUGUUUGACUGGGAGAAGUCAGUGAAGACGCUCCUGCAGACCUGUACUCAGCACCGUCUGCAGUCUGACGAUUAUCUCGAGUUCUACUACAAACUGUCCAGCAGGCGAAUCCAGAGCAAAGAAGUACAGGUCAUCCCCUGGGUGAUCUCAGACAGCAAUUUCAUCCGCUGUCCCUCCCAGCGCCUCUGCCGCAGUAAGACGGUGUUCGUGGGCGCUCUGCACGGGAUGUUAAACGCAGAGGGUCUGGCCCACAUCAUGGACGAGCUCUUCGGAGGGGUCAUGUAUGCAGGCAUCGACACAGACAAGCACAAAUAUCCCAUAGGCUCUGGCAGAGUGACGUUCAGAAGUCAGAGGAGCUACUUGAAAGCCGUGACCGCAGCGUUUGUGCAGAUAAAAACCUGCAAGUUUACCAAGAAGGUACAGAAGAGCAGAACUCAGAUAUAUCACAUGCUGCGGGAUGAUCAGCUCUGUGUAUCUCCCUCUCUCUCUGUAUGUUCCCUCUGCAGGUCCAGAUCGACCCGUAUCUGGAUGACUCCAUGUGCCAAAUAUGUAACAGUCAGCCCGGGCCGUUCUUCUGCAGGGCUCAGGCCUGUUUUAAAUACCACUGUCGGUCAUGCUGGCAUUGGCGGCACUCUCUGGACGUGUUGAGCAGCCAUCAGCCUCUCAUGCGCAACCAGAAGAGCCUGAACCACAAAUAAACCGGCCGGCCGGCGCAGAGUUCACUGUUUUGAGGAAGGAAGUCACUGCGUUGUAUUGCACUCGCUCUCGUUCUUGUUCAUUAAGGCUCUAUGCACUCUGAAGGGUUCAUUGAUGUUUGCACAGUUAACCAGACAGCCAUCGCCAAGGAGUUGUGUUUUAGAUUUCGCAUGCACAGAUUAUUAGUUUUUAUCUCCAGGUUUGACCCUCUGAUGCAGGCCAAUACCAGUCGGUGCCUUCAGCUUCUCUUUUGUUACCAGUGUCUAAAGACCAUUAUUUUGAUUCAUUUCAUUAAUUUUGAAGGUGGAUUUACCUGCUUUUCUACGGCUGGUUUAGGUCAUAGCAUAUGAACCUGAUUUUUUAAGUUUGCCUGCCUCAAGCCUCGAAGGCCUUUUUAUUUAACCUUUUUAACACUCUAUUAAAUGGUUGAUGAGCAUCUUGGCUUGUGAAAUGCUCCAGCUUAGCAUCCACCCCGCCGUCAAUCAUCCAUCAGAUCGGACACACGUUAGCAACUCCGGAUGGUUCUCUGACCUCUGUGCUGUAUAUAGUU
This is a messenger RNA of Carassius auratus (goldfish), 2421 nucleotides long. Its product is annotated as cytoplasmic polyadenylation element-binding protein 1-like. Lineage: Eukaryota; Metazoa; Chordata; Actinopteri; Cypriniformes; Cyprinidae. Gene Ontology annotation, molecular function: mRNA regulatory element binding translation repressor activity; mRNA 3'-UTR binding; ribosome binding. The transcript has 10 exons. Bases 273 to 1823 code for a protein of 516 amino acids. Gene Ontology annotation, cellular component: cytoplasm; neuron projection; nucleus. Gene Ontology annotation, biological process: negative regulation of cytoplasmic translation. The record is from RefSeq and is a predicted model, not a curated record.